ACGAGAACCUGCGAGCUCUCUCUUCGGGCGUGGAGUGGACAGUCCUAUCCGGAGACGCCAGCAUCUACCACUUCCCGGGCCGCAGUCCCGUCGUCCAGGUCCGAGUGACCAUCGAGAGAAGUCGUCUGCACUACAUCCUCUUCAUGAUCCUGCCGUGUCUGGUCAACUCCCUGCUGACGUCAUUCGUCUUCUGGAUACUCUCCGACUCCGGGGAGAAAAUGUCCUUUCUGGUGACAAUGUUUAUCACAGCAACUCUGCAGAUGAAUAGUGUCAGCAAAGACAUCCCGCGUGGGUUCACCUCACUCCCUAGACUGCCCCUCUUCUGCCUCACCGCCAUCAUCAGCAGCGCGCUGGGCAUGGUAGCCACAGUCAUCGCCAUGAACAAGCAGAAACACGACCAAAGGAAAGGUCGAGGUCGUCUGUCCGACUGCUACAACACAAAGGGAAAGGAAGUGAUGUCAUCAUCGGGAAAACCCGCGGAGAAAACGGAAGAGGGGAAGGUGGCAGACGAUUGGGCGGCAGCUGAUGAACCGAGGAAGACAACUCUGGGUCACAGGAUUGCUGCCUUUUUCCAGAGAAGAUCGACGAAAGUUUCAGACGCGUAUGUCAAUGUGGAUGGCAGACCUAGAUUCCCUGCGGAAUUGGUUCCAACAAAGAAAUUCUAA
This is a messenger RNA of Aplysia californica (California sea hare), 665 nucleotides long. RefSeq names its product neuronal acetylcholine receptor subunit alpha-7. Gene Ontology annotation, cellular component: neuron projection; synapse; membrane. The record is from RefSeq and is a predicted model, not a curated record. Gene Ontology annotation, molecular function: monoatomic ion channel activity; neurotransmitter receptor activity; transmembrane signaling receptor activity. Gene Ontology annotation, biological process: monoatomic ion transmembrane transport; chemical synaptic transmission; signal transduction. Lineage: Eukaryota; Metazoa; Mollusca; Gastropoda; Aplysiida; Aplysiidae.